CUGUCACCGGGGCGGAUGGCUCCCUCGAUGAGACGUUUCGUUCCUGGGAGAUAUCAAAAUACAAAUCAAUACAGGAUCAUGAAGAGAAGACUUCUGCUGGUCUCUAACUCCACUCUUCAUGGGGGAGGUUAUCUACAGCAUUUGAAAACCCCUGAUCUACAGCACUGUCAGCAGCAGAUCCAAGACUUUUUUGGAAAGAAUGUAAAGAGGAUCCUGUUUGUCCCAUAUGCACUGCAUGAUCAAGAUGCCUAUACCAAGACUGCCAGAGACAAGUUCAAGACACUGGGCUAUGAGGUGGACAGUGUCCAUGAGACACCAGACCCUGUGGAUGCUGUUAGAAAAGCUGAAGGAAUAUUCAUUGGCGGCGGUAAUACAUUCCGCCUGCUGAAAUCUCUCUAUGACAACAAGCUGGUGACUGAGAUUAGAAAGAGAGUUCUAGAGGAUGGGAUACCUUACAUGGGAUCGAGUGCAGGUACCAAUGUCUCCACCAUCAGCAUCAACACCACUAAUGACAUGCCCAUAGUCUAUCCACCCACGUUUGCUGCCAUUGGUUUAGUGCCCUUCAACAUUAACCCUCACUUCCUGGAUGCUGAUCCCAACAGCAAGCAUAUGGGGGAAACACGUGAACAGAGAAUUAUCCAAUACCACGAGGAGCCCGAAACACCAUGCGUGCUGGGUCUUCGGGAAGGCUCAAUGCUCUUAGUGGAGGGAAACAAAGCCACCUUAUUAGGGAGCACCAAAGCACGACUGUUCCAGAGGGGGAAGCAUACUACGGAGUAUGAACCGGGCAGUGAUCUCAGCUUCUUACUGACAGAUGCCCAGUGAGCUGCUGCCGCAUUAUGUGCAAUGCAAACAUUUUUACAAUAAAUUAUAAAAUCCACAA
Carassius carassius (crucian carp) is the source of this 883-nucleotide messenger RNA. Its product is annotated as Alpha-aspartyl dipeptidase-like. The record is from RefSeq and is a predicted model, not a curated record. The transcript is spliced from 10 exons. NCBI's taxonomy places the organism in Eukaryota, Metazoa, Chordata, Actinopteri, Cypriniformes, Cyprinidae. Gene Ontology annotation, molecular function: serine-type peptidase activity. Bases 16 to 825 code for a protein of 269 amino acids. Gene Ontology annotation, biological process: proteolysis.